UCCGCCGCCGCCGCCUCGCCCUCGGCGUCCUGCGCGCGCAGGCUCGGCCGGGCGCUCAACUUGCUCUUCUACCUCGCCCUGGUGGCGGCGGCCGCCUUCUCGGGCUGGUGUGUCCACCACGUCCUGGAGGAGGUCCAGCAGGUCCGGCGCAGCCACCACGACUUCUCCCGGCAGCGGGAGGAGCUGGGCCAGGGCGUGCAGGGCGUCGAGCAGAAGGUGCAGUCUCUGCAGGCCACCUUCGGGACUUUUGAGUCCAUCCUGAGAAGCUCCCAGCAUAAACAAGAUCUCACCGAGAAAGCCGUGAAGCAGGGGGAGAGUGAGAUCAACCGCAUCAGUGAAGUUCUGCAGAAGCUGCAGAAUGAGAUUCUCAAAGACCUCUCGGAUGGGAUCCACGUGGUGAAGGACGCCCGGGAGCGGGACUUCACCUCCCUCGAGAACACGGUGGAGGAGAGGCUGACAGAGCUCACCAAGUCCAUCAACGACAACAUUGCCAUCUUCACCGACGUCCAGAAGAGGAGCCAGAAGGAAAUCAACGACGUGAAGGCCAAGGUUGCCUCUCUGGAGGAGUCCGAGGGCUACAAGCAGGAUUUGAAAGCCCUGAAGGAAGUUGUGGAGGAAAUCCAAACCUCUAUGAAGUUCAAGGAGAAGGACAUUGAGGCCCUGAGAAGCUCCCUCCAGACCGUAGAGUCUGACGUCUACACCGAGGUCAAAGAGCUGGUGAGCCUCAAGCAGGAGCAGCAGAAGUUCAAGGAGGCGGCCGAUUCCGAGCACCUCACCUUGCAGGCCCUCACGGAGAAGAUUCUACAGUCGGAGGAGUCCACUUCCCGCCUCCCCGAGGAGAUCAGGAGACUCGAGGAAGAGCUACGCCAACUGAAGGCCGAAUCCCUCAGGCCUGAAGACGAUGGAGCUUUCAAAAGCUCCGAUGCCUUCGAGGCGCUCCAGAAAACGAGUCAGGGACUGGACUCCAGGCUGCAGACCGUGGAAGAUGGAGUCCACGCCGUGCGGUCGGCCUCUGCGCGGCAGACCGAGAGCCUGGAGUCCCUCCUGGCCAGGAGCGAGGAGCUGGAGCAGCGCCUGGCCGCCCUGCAGGAGCGCGUGCAGGGCCUGGGCUCCCCCUCGGAGGGGGAGCAGGCCGGCCUGGCCAGCACGGUGAGGAGCCUGGGGGAGGCCCAGCUGGCGCUGUACGGCGACGUGGAGGAGCUGAAGAGAAGCGUGGGCGAGCUCCCCAGCACCGUGGAGGCGCUCCAGAAGGUGCAGGAGCAGGUGCACACGCUGCUGGGUCAGGACCAGGCCCGGGCGGCCCCCGUGCCCCCUCAGGACUUCCUGGACAGACUUUCUUCUCUAGACAACCUGAAAGCCUCAGUCAGCCAAGUGGAAUCGGACUUGAAAAUGCUCAGGACUGCCGUGGACAGUUUGGUCGCCUACUCAGUGAAGAUUGAAACCAACGAGAACAACCUGGAGUCCGCCAAGGGCUUGCUCGAUGACCUGAGAAGCGAUCUGGAUAGGUUGUUCGUGAAAGUUGAAAAGAUUCAUGAAAACCUGUAAAUGAAUUGUGGGUGCAGGGCGUGGAUUUCAAGUCCAAUUUCUCAUGACCAAAAAAUGUGUUGUUUUCUCCCUCGUGCCCCUCACCCCACGUUUUUGCACCCCCCCUCCGGCCCCCAGAGCCUGGGACGCCACCUGGCACACCAAGCCGUUUUGUAUUUUUGAGCCCAGUUAAUUUAUUUACGAUUGUUACCACACACCACUGGUUUCUCAAGUUUUCUGCUUCUGCUUUUGGUGGGUUUCCUGAAGGCCCAGCCCCUGCGAAUCAGAGGUGCUUUUUAGAAGGGAUGUCCCUAGUGUCAGAGAAUAACAGUAAUGGCUUCCACCGAGGAUUAACAGAAGCAGAUUAACUCUAACCUCAGAAAACCCUGCUCGGCUGCAGAUUUCAAGUAAAAAAAGUGGGGGAGGAGGCACGUUUCUUUCUAAUUGUCUUUAAGGAACAUUAAUUUUACUUUAUUUUUUUUAUACUUCUGGCCGAAGUUUUCAUGAGAUGUCACUCACUUCUUGUCUUCCACUUCAAACUGGUUGAAACUCAUACACGUCAGCUCUGAAUCGGGAGGGGGACAAGCCCCUCGGUUUUUAGUUGAAAAGAAUCUGCUGCUUGACGGUCGCCUCCCGUGGUGUGGGUGUCUUUUCCAUUCCUGAAUCAUCUUGUGAUCUCAAAGGUAACUAUGCAAAGAAUCCAGACGGUUCUGAAUGUGAAGGCACAACACCCCACAGGGUGGCCGACCUGUGUCACCUCUUGGUAGGGUCCCCACAUAACGCGUAGAUUUAGAACCCCUGAAAGAGGAGUCCUCAGAUUCUUUCAGGAAAUGUAUUAUGAGAGCUGUCCACAGAGGCACGGGCUGUCUUCCAGGGGAGUGGAGGCCACGUCUCUUUAUUUUAUCAGGAUGUCCGUGAAGAGGUUUGCUGUCAGAGCAGACCCCUGUCUGUCAGUGAGGAGUGUGUGCAUUUUCUGUAGUUGUUCUGUUUCCCUUCCCCUCUGAGCUGUACUGUUCUUUAAUGGCUGUCUUGCCCUUCAAAAAAGAAAAAAAGAAAAGAAAAAGAAAAGAAAAAAAAAAGAUUUGUUUAGUUUACUGUGAAAUGAACUGUAUGGCUUAUUUACAGUAUUUUUAAUUCUUAAUAAACACUUGAGCUUUGUUA
Ceratotherium simum simum (southern white rhinoceros) is the source of this 2685-nucleotide messenger RNA. RefSeq names its product cytoskeleton associated protein 4 (gene CKAP4). Gene Ontology annotation, cellular component: rough endoplasmic reticulum. The record is from RefSeq and is a predicted model, not a curated record. Lineage: Eukaryota; Metazoa; Chordata; Mammalia; Perissodactyla; Rhinocerotidae.